CAAUUUUUGCGAUAAAUACUCGAAUAAUUUAGCUGAAAAUAUCGUAAAAGUGUAGUAAAGUGUCGAAUUUAUAUUUGGAAUAUAAAAAAUUGUGCAGAAAUUGAGAAAUACACAUGAAAAAUGGAUGAUUUUGCUUUGAGAAUGUUGGAAAAAGCGGAGAAACGGAGCAAGGAACUCGGUUUAUCAGCGCCUUCGCCGCGACUUCCGUUGACGGAUUCAAAUUCCGAUAAUGGCAACAACGAUGCAGCAGUGAAAAAAAGCACUGUCGAUACCUACAACAGCAGUCCGCGUUCAACAACGAAAGUUACGCGACAAUUUUCGACGUCAGACAAAGGAAGCAAGGAGAAUGACGUCGAAAUUAAUAUCACCGCACCCUCAAAUGUGCAGGUCGACGUAGAGAUUUCCGAAUGCGAAGUUGACGAACAUGGCAACGAAAUUUACAAAGAUGCAUCUUCCGAGACGUCGUCUGAGGCGAAAGCAAUUGCUCCUCGCGACACUCCUCGCGGGCAUUUGCAAAGAUUGGGCGCUUUAUAUGCCGACAAAGACAUUUCGUCGCCCAUUCAUCGCAACGAGGACAAAUUUCACGAAGGUUUGAGUGAAAAUUCGUCCCGCCCACGCACAAAAUUCACCCGUUUAGCUGCUUUGGCGAGCGAAAUCAACAGUUGGGAAGACGAUCCGUCGCAUCCGGACUACAAACAUCAUCGCAAAACGAUAAAUGCGAAUGGAAGUCCCCGCAAAGAUAGUUACGGUAAGAAGAAAGCAGCGCCAAUGCCUCCAAAUGUGGCUACUUCGAGCCCGAAAAAGCCUCUUGUGAGUCCCGUGAAGCCCGUUGUGAGCCCGAGACGCGUAAUUCCUGACAUUUCUUCGAAAAAUGCGGAACAACAACGCGAAGAUGCACGCACAAAAUACGGCGCAGGCACCAAAAACCUCGAAUGGGACUCGAAAGUGAUGUCAAAUUUGGAGCAACAGGGAUUCAAACGUCGCGAUACGACACAUCAACGACUUGUAUACGAAUUUAACGAUGAAAAAAAGGAACAAAAAAAUGAAAAAGACGAUGUCGAUGCGAAAAAAUCCGUUGCAUCACGUUAUAUCGAGCAACGUGAAAUGCCAAAAGCCGCAGAAAAGAAAGCAGCUCCUUCAACCAGCAAAGGAAUCGUCUCCGGACGUGCUGCGAUGUUCGAUAAACCCAAACGGAAAUCCAUAAUGGGCAAAGAUCCCACGGAAUUGUCACUCAAGGAACGCAUGGCGAUCUUUGAGAAGAAUAAAGAGUUCAUUCCUGUGCCAAAAGCACCAAUUACGCUCGCAGCUCCCGUCAAAGCAACGAAAUCCAUGCCAAUUAAACCAACUACGGUUCAAACUCGCGUCGAAAUUAACAAGAAAAUUGAUGAAGAAGAGGAAAUUGCGCCGACUCCGGUUCAAAAAAGUACUUCGACAGUCGAUGGAUCAUCGUCGCGCGAAAUGAAAGGACUCGGAUUGGGCGUUUUAAGCACCGUAGCUAACUUAAUGUCGAAAGGCCCGACAAUUUCCGAGGCGAAAAUCUCACAGGAGAUCCGAAAACAGCGCGAAGAGGAAAUGGAUUUGCUCUUAAAUCGUCACAAGUACAAAGAACCUACGUCAGAACGUCGUUCAGUGCCUCGUGCUCCUCCAUUGCCGCCCGCGGGAUAUCUUUCCAGUCCCGGAUCGAGCUUGAAUAAACGUAGAAGUGGUGACGACGCAAUUUCUCCCGAAGUAAAAUCCACGCUCGAAGACGUUAAGAGAAUUCGUGUCGCUCCCCCGAAGGAAGGGCAUCUUUAUCCGGCAUUAUCGGAUAUCGAGUCAGCUAAUACGGAGUCAGAUAAUGAGCAAUAUGCCACAGCUUCGGCUUCGGAUGAGGGCGAGCAUUUGUUCCAAGUUGGCGAACAUCGUUUGAGUGCGCAACAAAUUAUUCGGCGGCAAUCGAUGACAGUAACUUACGAUGACGACAGUUACAUGGAUUCAACUGAUGCCGACGACGAUAACAUUUGUAACAGCAGUCUUGGGCGUGAAGUGAUGCAUACUGUGACAAAUCGUCGUUCAAACAAUCGUCGAUCAAGUCACAACAAGAAUCAAAGUCUCCAGAGUUCCGCAAGUGAAAUUUCCGACGUUCUCGGUGACAUGGAUCAAUACUUGGAGGAAGCUCUCGACGAAUCUGAUGACGAAAGUGAGGAUUAUUCAACCCCGAAAAAAGGUUCAAUCUCUUCCAACAGUUUCUGUUACGACAAAAACCCCAAGAAGCAAGUUCAUUACCAAACAAUCGACGAAGAGAGCGAUGCAUCGUCAAAUGUCGAGUCUUACAAGAGUCCUGUCAAGUCAGAACUUACUGUGAAUCCCUCGGAUGACAACAAUAUGGUGACUCUCGUUCAUACUGUGAGUUUUUAUCGCAAGCAACAAACGCAAAACGCGACUCCGGUACGAAAAAUCACAAAACCCAUCAGUGCCAUUGAUGCUGCGGAGAAAAAAAUGGAAUACGAUUACUCCGACGAUGACGACGAGAGCUGUUAUGGACGCGCCAACGACAAUCAAGUGCAGGAAAAGAUCAAAAAGUUGCUCGACGAGGUCUGCAAACAACAAACGAUCAUCUCACAAACGAGCCAAGCUCUGAAUUUAUGCGCCGCAACAAUCGAAUUCAGCGGAUCAACGGAAUCCGUGGAAGGCGAACGUCAUUUACUCGUUGCCACGCAUCGUCGUCAAGCUUGUUUGGAUGAAGUUCAACGAUUGCGAGUCGAGGGAUGUUUAAGACCCGAAAAUGCCCCCACGGAAAAAGGGCGUUUGACAAUUCGUGACAUUACAGUUCCUUUGAAGCAAGAUUACAUCCGAAAAUUGGCAACAGACGCCAUUUCUGGGCAUCAUCUCGUUUGUUUGUUGAAAUAUAAUGAGACAGUGCUCGCUACAAAAACAGUCCCGACGUUGCCUGGAUUGCUCGGCGUUAAAUUUCCCGAUGUUUUGACCUUGAAUAAUGUUUAUGCUGACUUCAAGAUCACAAUGGAAAUUUAUGGAAUGACAGCACAACGCGAAGUUUUGCCGCAUGAGGUCAAAUAUCACAUUUCUGUUGGGAAAAAGGGCUCGAGCAAGAUGUUGACACCCAAAAAUAAGAAGGAUAAUCGUUUAGUUAUGCCCCCAGUACAGUCUCCGGCAGGACCGAACGCUGUUAGGACACCAGCUUUGAUCCAAUAUGGAUUUAUAAUCUUCUCUUUGAAAGAAAUUCAACGCACAACAUGGAGUUUGAACUCGGUUGGCGGCGUCAGUCCAUUGGAAGGCUCGGUGCAUAUGCGUGUCAAUUGCGAAUUGUCUGUGAACAUCGAUUAUCGCGGCUUCCUUACGAUGUACGAAGAUGUCUCCGGUUUCGGGGCAUGGCAUCGUCGUUGGUGUCGUCUCAAGGGAAAUGUCAUCAAUUUCUGGCUCUAUCCCGAUGACGAGAAGAAAAAGGCGCCCAUGGGCUCCAUCGACCUUCAAUCGUGCAGCACACAAAAGGUAACAACUGCCCCGCGUGACAUGUGUGCUCGCAUGAACACUCUUAUGCUUGAAUUCAAACGCCCCACGCAAGAAGGCGAUUACGAGUCGCUCACGAUGGAACUGAUGAAAGACUCUCGAGGGAAUCGCGUAACUGUUACACGACGGUUUUUGUCAGCUGACACGAAGGAAGAACGCGACGAAUGGUGCAACCAUUUAAAUAAAACCUUGACAUUGCUCCGUGCUUGGGGUAGCAAGAAUCCGCAAUCGAUUAGCGUGUAAUGGAAACAUCUUAAUUGUUUGUU
Messenger RNA from Culicoides brevitarsis, 3773 nucleotides. RefSeq names its product anillin (gene scra). The transcript has 9 exons. Gene Ontology annotation, biological process: septin ring organization; mitotic cytokinesis; actomyosin contractile ring assembly. Lineage: Eukaryota; Metazoa; Arthropoda; Insecta; Diptera; Ceratopogonidae. Bases 121 to 3750 code for a protein of 1209 amino acids. The record is from RefSeq and is a predicted model, not a curated record. Gene Ontology annotation, cellular component: actomyosin contractile ring.